Messenger RNA from Trichomonas vaginalis G3, 693 nucleotides. RefSeq names its product Prim-pol domain family. The record is from RefSeq and is a predicted model, not a curated record. Lineage: Eukaryota; Parabasalia; Trichomonadida; Trichomonadidae. The transcript has a single exon. The annotation marks the transcript as partial.
AUGACAGCAACAAACAACAACAGCAACUAUAUUGUUUCUGAUGAAAAAGUUAUUGAUUCAUUAGUUGAGGAAUUAGUUGAUUCAUUAGUUGAUGAAAAAGUUGAUUCAUUAGUUGAUGAAAAAGUUAUUGAUUCAUUAGUUGAGGAAUUAGUUGUGGCAGAAACUAAAACCCUCAACGAAAGAAUUGGUGAAAACAAGAUUGAUUUACAUAACUACCUCAAAUACGAUGGAGGAAGAGGAAGGAAAACUGGUAUGGCUUUAUUAGUAAAUAAAAUUUCGAAUUUAACGAUUAUAGAUGUUGAUAUCAAUAAAUCGUACAAUGAUGAACUUAAAGAAACAGUUAGAAAAGACAUUUUAUCAAAACUUUCAGAUAAAGAUGUUAUCGUUAAAACCGCUUCAGGAGGUCUUCACAUUUAUUGCAACACUAAUUUCUUCUAUGCAGUUUCGAACAGAAUGAUUAAAUGUUAUUCCUGCAAUGAUUAUGAUAUUGACAUAAUGACUUCUAUUGAUGAUUCAAAACGUUCAUUAGUGGUUAUGGCUGAUUCAAGAGUUCGCAAGAAUGCAACAGAACCAAUCAAUACAUACUCAUUCAUUCGUGGAAGUUAUGAUUCAACAUUAACCAGAACAGUGAAUGAUAUAUUAAAUGAUUUGAAUAUUAAGGUAAGAGUUGAACAGAAGAAUGAAGAAAUAAAG